Pelagomonas calceolata is the source of this 2674-nucleotide messenger RNA. NCBI's taxonomy places the organism in Eukaryota, Pelagophyceae, Pelagomonadales, Pelagomonadaceae. The record is from the annotation of a GenBank genome assembly.
CUCGUGCUAAAAACCGCUGUGCUUCAAAAGGACUACCGCAAUAGGGCUGUGCCUAAGCAAGGCAGUGCCUACCGUGCCUAGGCAACGUCGCAUCGAUCAAAAAUGCAUGUCACCGCCGUGCAAAUAGCGGAAUUCCUCAUCAUGGUGGUCAUCAUCAUGUCCCUGCCCAAGCUCGUCACGAGUUGAGAUGGACACGCUGGGCACGGCGCUGCAGGCCGCGGACGCCGGCGCGCGCGUCGCAGGAAUCGCCGUCGUGCGGUGGGUCGGCCCGCGCAAGGACGUGCGCACAUGGACCGGAGCGGUCGUCGCGAAGCGCGAGUGCGAGGUCGUCGACGCGACGCUGCAGCCGACGACGCUGGCCGUCUGGGGCUACGACAAGGUGGUGGAACUCGGAAAAUUGCUGAAUGAAGUGAUAAGCUAUACGGGCCGGGCCUCGGACUGGCGCGGCCGGUCGCUCAACGCGGACAAGAUUGAGAGGGUCCGAUGCGACGAACUGAAGCGGCGCUUCUUCGCGCCGGGUCUUCAAGCGUAUUUGUCGACGAAAUCCUGCGAAGCGCGGGACGCCUACUCGGUCACCUCCGCAUUACCGCGCGAUUCUUCCAUCGGCGCCGACGCUUUGUACCGGUCGUCCGCCUUCGUCGCGACCUACACCCAAGCCUUGCCCAAGGCGCACGUCCUCUCCCGGAAUCCGUCUCCGUUGAAACUCGCCGAGGCGAUCUGGGGCGACGUCAGUAAAAGAAGGCGUCUGCGCGUCCGCCUCAAGAAGCACGCCUGGCCCUUAUUGGCCAAGCUCGCGCGGAACUACUCGUCCCCGCGCAUCGGCGAGAUCUAUAAGAAGACUAUUUCGGCAGAGGAGGUGGUCGACGCGACGUGCGCUGCGCGCUUCGUCGUCGGCGCCUGCCGGCCGAUCGUCCCACGCGCGUUCUUCGGCAGCAAGCGCAACGAGCGCCGCUACUACCGCGCCAUCGACGCGUUCCUCCGAGCGGGCGACGUCGGCGGCCGGAUAAAUGGAAGGCGGCUCCGCGAGGUGCUCGCCGAGUCCCACAUUACGUGGACCCACGCCGAUCGAGCGCGGCGGCCCGCGUCGGAUUUGCGGGCGGCGCGCGAGCUCCUCGAGACCUUCUGUCUUUGGGUGCUGACGGACCUCGCGUUACCGCUGCUCAGGGCGCGCCUCGCGGCCUUUCCCUCGGUAGCCGGAGUCCCGGAGUACCGUUCCAGAGUCGCGUGGUACGCCGCCGAAGCGAACGCUCUCGAGGGGUCGGAGCACCUGCAGCGGGUCCCGCGGGAGGCGCCGCGGCCGCCGCGCAGCGCGAAGGUCCGCGGCGUGCCGAAGCCGGCGGGCGGCGUGCGGUUGAUCCAGGCGCUCGGGCGGCGCGGUGCCGGGCAGCGAGCGCCGGGAGCGGCGUGCCUGCACGACGCGGUGCUCGCGCUGAGGGUCGAAGGCCUGUGUGGAAAUCAAAUGUCGCGGCGCUUCUCCGCUUACGGCUGAAUCUAAACUUCCACGCCAUCGACGCGACGCCUGCUCGAUGGCGUGCACGCGACACACUGGUUGAUUUCCACACAGGUCGAGGCGCGGCGGCGGCCCGAGCUGUUGGGCUGCGCGGGCGGCGGGGCCGACGCGCUCUGGCGCGCGCUGCGCCAGGCCCGGGAUCGGAACUACGAGGGCUUGGCGCUGGACGCGUCCGGUUGCUUCGACCGCAUGGACCAGCGGCGCCUUGUCGACAUCUGCGCCGCCGCGCUGGCGCACGACUCGUACCGGAUCCACGGCGGCCGGCGCGCGUCGAUUGAUGAUAGCAAAGGCGGCCUGCACGCGCGGCGGACGCGUCUGGUGACGCGGGCGACGCUCGUCGGCGCGCUCCAGGCGCACUGUUUAGAUCAUCACACGGUCGCGAAAUGCCGGGGCCGGCCGCGGUUCUACAAGCAGGUCGUCGGCGUGCCGCAGGGGUCGUGCGCGUCUUCACUCCUAUGCGACCUGUACUACGGCGCCUUUGAGCGCGACUGCCUCGGGCGGUUCCUGCAGUCGUCGUGCGUCGCGUGCCGCGUGGUCGACGACACGCUCGUGCUGGGCGAGGACGUCGGCGGCUUCCUCGACGCCUACGCCGAGGCGGGCCCGCGGCGCAACAUCCUGGUCACGGCGGCCAAGACCCACGCGACCGUGCCGCACCCGCUGCUCGCCGCGGCGCCGGCGCCCAGGUUGCGGUUCCUGGGCCUCGACGUCGACGCGGCGACGGGCCGCGCGCGCCGUGCGCCCAGCGCCCAGCGCCGGCGGAGGCUUGCGGCGCGGCUCGGGCGGCCGUCGCCGAGAGCGGCGAACGUCGCGGGGCGCGUGCGGGCUGCCCUUCGCGCGCGGGCGGCUCCUCUACUUUUGGACGCGGAGCUGCAGACGUUGGACGGCGCGCGCGAGAACCUGCGCGAUCUGUUUACGGCCGCGGCGGUCGCCGCCGACUCCGCGGUUCGCGCGCUGCGGCCUUCGUCCGCAGAACGGCUCCGGUCCGACUUGCGCGGCGCCGUCGGCGCGGCCUUUGCUGGGUAUCUUAGGGCUCGGCGAAAGGCGAAUCUGGUCGCGUCAAAACCGCGGCUGAGCAGGCACGACUUCGUGUCCGCCGCGCGGACGGCGUUUUCUUCUUCGGAGGCGCUGCGGCCGUUCCUUGGUGGGGAGUGGUGGGAGGAGUAA